This is a messenger RNA of Fomitopsis serialis, 1095 nucleotides long. RefSeq lists its product as uncharacterized. Gene Ontology annotation, cellular component: endoplasmic reticulum. Bases 1 to 1095 code for a protein of 364 amino acids. NCBI's taxonomy places the organism in Eukaryota, Fungi, Basidiomycota, Agaricomycetes, Polyporales, Fomitopsidaceae. The record is from RefSeq and is a predicted model, not a curated record. The transcript has 7 exons.
AUGGAUGCGACGGACUCGGGGACACCGUUUGGACCGCUGUUGCUCACAGUCCAUGAUGCUAUUUUUGAAGUCGUGCUGGUCUGUUCAGCUGGGUACAUCCUGGCGCGAAAGGGCAUCUUAGACAAACCAACACAAGGUCGGGCCUUCGCAACGGCCGCAGGAAUGUUCAUGAAUUCAAACACGCUGCCCAUAGCCCUCAUGCAAAGCCUGGUGAUUACCGUCCGUUGGAGUUACGGGGUACGUCUUCUGUCCAAAGCGGAUCCCGAAGUCGCCGGAGAAACUUCGUCGGAGCCUGUCCACAAGCCGGUCGCGGAGCCUGUGGAAACGGACAGACUUCUUCCUCAAACUAUGUGCCCCUGCAACGUUGACGAGCCCAAUGCGUCACCCCGCGACGAGGAGUCCGACGACGAUGUGGGCAAUCUCCCGCUCGCCCGGCGCCUCCACACGGAGCCUACGUCUUCGAUAUGGCAGUCGCGCCGUCGACGCUUGGACAAUCGUCUUCGCGAACUGUGGAAGGUCUUCUGCGAACGCAUGAAGUUGCCAUUUUGGGCAGCGCUGGCCGCCCUCGUGGUCGCGUGUAUCUCCCCGCUCCAGCGGACACUGGCACAUAUUGAGUGCAUCCGAGGCGCGCUGGACAUGGCGGGCGAUUGCUCUCCUCCACUGACGCUCGUCGUGCAGGGCGCGUACUUUUACACGCCAGCCACGGUGGCGGUGACGGACACGCGCGCCUGCCUGUUCGCAAGCCAGCGCCAACGCGCCUCGCGGGCUCAAAUUCAGCGCGCACUUCCAGGACCCGGUCCUCUCGGAAUUUCUUUUGAUAAGGACUUACGGGGACGAAGGCGCUCUAGAGGAGAGACGGGGAACGGGGAACGACGGCCGGGAGGGAGCAAGAUAGUCAGCAGUGCGGUGCUGUCGCGAUGGAUCCUCGCGCCGGCCGCGACGAAGGAGAACUGGCAGCCGGUCUUCGAAGAACUGCCUCGGAUGGACGCGUUCGAGCGCCUGCUAAGCCGAACGGUGUUCUGGAGUUACUGCGUCGUGACGCCCUCAAGCAUGAUCGCGGUUGUGGUCGUAGGUUUGUUAUUGACGAAGCUCUGA